CAAUGGCCAUUUGAUGUGCGCCGGCUGCUUCACUCAUGUACUGGCUGACGCCAGGUUGCGAGAUGAAGUUGCGACCUGUCCGAAUCGCAAAAUCGAGCAACACAUCUGCAUAUCGAAAUCUCGCUGUGGAAAAGGCAGUUUCAGAGCUACCCCCUGAAUGUCACUACUGCGCAAAGGAGUUCCCGAGAAAUUCCUUGGAGCGUCAUGAAGAAACCAUGUGCAAAGAAAGAAUAUCAGCUGCAAAUACAGCAGAAUCGGAUGUCCUUGGGGAGGACCUAAUCACAAACUCCUAGAGCACGAGGCUCACUGUGUUCAUCCUCAUCGUACAUGAGCUGAUGUGAUGGAAGCAUUGCGUGAUAUUGACGCUAAAAAUUUGGAGAAACGUAAAUUCUUUGAUAACGUUGUGGCGUGCAUGUUUCCCGCAUCUGCGGGGCCUGGCAGAGAGCGUUCACAACGUUCUCGAGUUUUCGCCAAGCGGUCCCUCGCUUUAUUGCCUCACCGCAAUAAAGCGAUCCGCCGCGCGCGCGUUCGCUAAUCCCCCAGACGAGGCAGUCCCCGGAUUUUCGGCAGCCGAGCGGUCUGUCGCAUAUUGCACUUAGCAAUAAAACGAUCGGCCGCGCGCGCUCGAUAAUCUUCGGAAUUCUCAAAAAAGCACGCGCGCCACUCAUCCGCUAAAGUGCCCAAGCUAUCCCUUCCCUUCGGGCCUCAUGAGCGAGACCAACGUCUUCCCUCCGAGGCCUGAAGGGUGGCUUCGCUGGGGGCACUCAGCACUCUUGCUCGAACCAGAGACUUGCACAGACCUAGGCCCUCCUGCCUGUCCUGCGGUCUGCGUUCUGCCGAGCCAAGCGAAGUUUGACAUCAGUAUUUCCAAGCUCUCUAAAUAAAUACAAAGUUCAACCGAACACACGUGUCCAAUUUCUCCCUACCUCACCUCUACAAGCGCUUGCAGACUAAAAAUUGGUGACCCCGACGUGAUAUUAAGGUGAAGGAAGUGAUUGGACAAUUUCUAAGUGUUUUGUGUACUUGCGUGUAGUCGAGUGUUUUUAAAAUGCCAGAAACCGGUGACGUGUCCGCUAAUUCGGCGCCCGUGGUGAACAUGCACACGCCGCGGAAUUUCCGCGCGCCACCUUUCCUUGAAAACAAAAUCAAGGAUUGGUUCACGCUGUUGGAGGCGCAGUUCGUCACUGCGGGUAUUACAGACGACAACAUUAAGUAUUGUAAUACCAUCUCGAGUUUGACGGAGAGGGCCAUCAACCAGAUGGAAGAUGUCCUGACAGAGCCACCCGAUACGGACAAGUACACGGAUUUGAAGACGAAAAUGGUCGAGCGGUUCACGGAAUCCGACGGCGCGCGAGUGCGGAAGUUAUUAGAAGGAGAGCAGAUAGGCGACCGUAAGCCAUCAGAAUUUUUCCGUGCCUUGAAAGCGCAUGCCACCGCGAACACUUCGGAGGAGUUCAUACUCGAACUGUGGAAAACGCGCCUGCCCUCGCAAUUGCAGACAGUUAUGGCGGCUUCCAGCGAGACAGCCGUAGAUAAAAUUCUGAAACUGGCCGACACGGUCCAUGAGAUAACUCCCAGUAAACAGGUCAACGCGGUCAAUGAUAUGUCGGGAUUAUUCGAACAAAUUCAGAAGUUGACCAUUCAAGUGAACGCGUUAACGCAAGACCGAAGUCGCUCCCGCGCUAGAGGAGCAUCUCGUGCGGCUCGCAGCCGACCGUCCACACCUGCAUCGGCGCGCAUCGAGCCGACGGAGUUGUGCUUCUAUCACCGUCGCUUCAAGGAACGUGCAACGAAGUGCCGCAGUCCGUGUACCUGGUCGGGAAACGACGCGCGUCGUCAGUGAAUGCGGCAAGCAUUGACGGAUUAGCGCAUCGCCGCAUCUACGUUGAGGACUCUAAUUCGCGCAAGACAUUCCUGGUUGAUACCGGCGCCGAUCUGUGUGUGUAUCCACGAUCGUGGCUUACGGACAAGCGGGAAAAGUGCGCGUACGAGUUGUUCGCCGCCAACGGUUCGACCAUCGCGACUUACGGAAGUGUGCUGUUGACGCUGAACCUCGGCCUCCGCCGCGAGUUCAUGUGGCCAUUUAUCGUCGCGGAUGGAGUUCCGCAAUUAUUGGCAUCGAUUUUUUAUCGCAUCACGGCUUGUUGAUAGAUGCCAAAAAUAAGUCGUUGAUAGAUAACGUGACUGGUUUGUCAUCGCGCGAGUUUCUAACCGGAGAAGAAGAACCGGGUAUCAAAACAGUAGUAGGUGAUUCUCCGUAUCACCAGCUACUUGCGAAAUACCCCGAUCUGACGCGCCCGCCGACUUUUCGAGGAAACUCGGUAAAGCACAAGGUGCAACACCAUAUCGAGACGACGCCAGGACCUCCGGUACACGCCAAGUGCCUUCGCCUUUCGCCCGUACGACAGAAGAAAGCCAAGGACACCUUCGCGAUGCUAAUAGAGCUGGGGAUCAUGAGGCCCGGCAAGGGCUCAUGGGCGACUCCCCUUCACAUGGCUUCCAAGAAGGAUGGCGAUCCACGGCCGUGCGGCGACUACCGAGGCCUCAACGCCCGCACCAUCCCCGACAGGUAUACGCCACCGCACAUCGAGGACUUCGCGCAUAACUUGUACGGUAAAAAAGUAUUUUCUAAGGUCGAUCUCGUGCGUGCGUUUCAUCAAAUACCUAUCGCUCCCGAAGACGUCGAAAAGGCGGCAAUAAUUACGCCUUUCGGUCUUUUCGAACCGGUAAUGAUGAUGUUCGGGCUACGCAAUGCAGCACAGACAUGUCAGCGUUUCGUCGACGAGAUUGUACGCGGAUUCGAUUUUGUCUACGCUUAUAUUGAUGAUUUUUUGAUCGCGUCCGAAAACGAAACGCAACACUUAGAGCAUCUGAAAAUGUUAUUCGAUAGAUUCACGAAAUAUGGUGUCGUGAUUAACCCUGCGAAAUGCGUAUUCGGUGUAAGUGAAGUAACCUUCCUCGGUUAUACGGUUAACGCCAGCGGCAUUGCUCCAAUGCAAGAACGCGUCGAAGGGAUCUCGAAAUUUACAUUGCCAGAGACGAUUAAAAGCUUGCGUCGUUAUCUCGGCAUGUUUAACUUUUACCGUAGAUUUGUUCCUCACGCGGCUAAAAUUUUGCACCCUUUGAACGCAUUACUAGGAGGUGCGAAAAAGGGCAACACGCCAGUUGAGUGGACCGACGAAGCUCGCGACGCCUUUUCGAAGUCGAAUACUGCUCUCGCGAAUGCAGCAUUACUCGCGCACCCAAUACCCGGCGCGCAGAUCAGUCUUGUAGUCGACGCUUCAGAUUUCGCGAUUGGCGGCGCAUUGCAACAACUAGUAGAUAAUGCUUGGCAACCUCUAGCUUUUUACACAAAAUCAUUGACUGAGGCUCAACGUAAAUACAGCGCGUACGACCGCGAGCUUUACGCUAUCUACAGUUCUGUCAAACGUUUUCGCCAUAUGCUAGAGGGCAGACAUUUUAUAAUUUUCACUGAUCAGAAACCGAUUACUUUUGCUUUCAAUCAAAAUUUAGACAAAUGUUCUCCGCGUCAGUUUAGACAUUUAGAUUACAUUUCACAAUUUACGACUGACAUUAGACACAUUAAAGGUUCCGAAAAUUACGUAGCCGAUGCAUUAUCUCGCGUUGAAGCAAUCGCCUCAUCGGUUGAUCACAAUGCACUCGUGUCCGCUCAGAAAGCUGAUACCGAAUUACGCGAGAUGCUGAGCGACGAAAAAUCAGCACUCCAAUUGAAAAAGGUAUACUUUCCGGACCAGAACGUGCAUUUCUAUUGUGAUACGACGAGCGACGUUGUACGGACGUUCGUCCCCGUGUCUUUGCGCCGCGCAGUGUUCAACUCACUGCACAGCCUGUCACAUCCCGGGAUGCGCGCUACACAGCAGUUAAUAACUUCGCGUUUCGUGUGGCCGUCGAUUAAUAAGGAUUGUAAAGAAUGGACGCGGGCGUGCACUUCGUGCCAGCGCUGUAAAGUCACUCGACACGUCUCCGAGCCUGUUCAACAAUUCGAGACAACAGCAAAUCGUUUUGAACACAUUCACAUCGAUUUAAUUACCAUGAGUCAUUGCCAAGGUUUCAGAUAUUGCUUGACGUGUAUCGACCGCUUUACUCGCUGGCCCGAAGUCAUUCCGCUAGCCGAUAUGGAAGCUACGACCGUCGCGAACGCUCUGCUUUCGACUUGGAUCGCUCGAUUUGGUCUCCCUACCUCACCUCUACAAGCGCUUGCAGACUAAAAUGUGUUUGAUCCCCUUUCAUACGAAAAAAUUAUUUAAUGAUUCACAAAUGAAGCCGUAUCGCACAGAUGAGUUUGUGCAUAAGCUAUUUUACGAAACUUCACGAUUUACAGCUUUCAACAAUCAGUGGGUUGUUACUGCACGAAUAAAUAACAGCCAACGAGAUCCAACUCAAAGCUCACAACGUGAUAUGACUUAUCAAGAAUGCGUUAUUUCGUAACCAUAAGAUUAUCAGAAUUUCGUCACUUAUUGUAGACUUUAAUGUUAAUUCGUCUGUUUUCAGUUAAUUCUCAAAACAAAAACUACAUGCCCACUUUCGCUUCAUUAUGUCACACUCAAAGGACCCUUUGGCGACAUGAAGGUUCAGCCAAAAAUUCACAGAUUCGAUUUCACUGAUCAAGAUAAUGAAAGCCCUUACUUACUUUUAGAUGCAGCUGGAUGCAAUAGACUACUGGCUGCAAAAGCCACCAGCUUUCGGCCUAUAAUGUUUUUCGCAUCUAAGUAGCCUGGUACAAGAAAUGUACUACACCAAAUUUGAGAACUUAAUCACUAUAAAUUAAUCCCUGACGCAUACAUUUUUUUAGGCUUAAUAACGUUAAUGUUUGCAAGUAUGAAUAAAUUAGAAGCUAUCAUUUACGUCAACACGUUUCAAUAUGAAACGGAUAAUAAUGACUAUAGGCUGUAACUUUUGAUUAUCAGAGAAAAUUUUGAAAGAACGCCUAUUUUGACGGGCGAGAGCCACCAGUUCUUAGUUGAGAAAUGUUGUGCACUACCGGAGGAAAAAGAUUACCAACAUUAAUUCUAUAAAUAUUAUUAUUGAGUAGACAUAAAUAUUUCCGAUUUGGCUAUUAAUAUUAAGCUAUGUUAAAAAAAAUUACAUAGUGUACCGGUCUACACCGUUUUCAUUAUAGAGAAUAUACAGUUUUUCGAGUUUUUAUAUAUCUAAACACCAUAUUUAAAUGGAUAUGACAAAAUCAUUGUUUUGUUAAUAGUUAUAAAUCAAGCGAUAUACUAAUAUCUAUCAAUGUGAAGUUAAAAAUUAGAUUAAUCUGAGAAAGAAAAAUUAUUAUAGUAUCAAAUUAGUAUUGUAACUGAAUAUAGAUUUAAAUAAAACAAUUGCCCUGCACACAAAAUCCUGAAAUGCAGUUAUUCAAUCAGUUUCAAAAAAAUCCAAAAAUUCCAACGUGACAUAUAAGAAAUUUAAAGGAUUUCAAUUAAAAUAAAAAAUAAUAAAUUUUAUAUUAAAAUAUAUUAUUCUUAUUAAGUACAUACGUUAAUUACAUUUAUAUAAUACUUUUACAUACAAUUAGAUAGUGGAAAACGUUAAUUUCUUAAGUUUUUUCGAAACAAUAAUUCUUUUACUUAUUAUAAGUCAUUUUUUAAACUUAAAAAAUCUCUUUACUUUGUACUCAUCAGGAGAAAGAUAUCAUAGUAGAUUACAUUUACAGCUCUGACAAAUUGAUAAAUGUUCUAUUAGGUGGUUUAGAUCCGUUGACAUUGUUUGGCGGAAAGAUCAAGGGAUUGAGGGUAGUGCUGUUCUCUUGUCACGUCGUGUGACUCAUCGCAUAAAUUUAUUAAAAAAACUAAAACAUGAUAGUCAUUAGAAUAUUGAAAUUCAAACUCUCAAAAGAAGAAUGCAUUGCGUGCGCGAAAAGGUUUCGACACACGGCCGAAUGCAUGUCAGUAUCGAAUCAGUGAAAUGAUAAAUCAGCAAUUCGUGACGUUGUAAGCGAGCGCUACUUUUUAUGUAUACAUUUUCCGUAAUUUUAAGUUUGUAAAUAUUGCAAAAAUUACGAUAUGAACGAAGGUUUUAAAAAGCCUUAUACGCACUCAAACGGGCAGUUCGUACUCAGUCACGGGCUCCGUACGAGUCGGUUCGACAAUUGGCGAUGUAUUUGUGAAAGCAGUUUUCAUUAUAAAUAUCUAUAUCGCAUUUCAUUCCUGUUAUACGCGAAUAAUAUUGUAAGAGAAUUGUAUAUAGCUAGUUAAAUAAACAAUAGAGUUACAGUGGAAUAUAAUUCGUGUUUUAAAAGUCCUUUAUAACCAAAUCCUAUCUAUCCAGUACGAGCUUAAAUGUGCAUUCUGGCAUCUAAGCAUCACCGUACUCAAAGGUGCGAAUACAUUACUUUGAAUACACCGUAGAACACAGUUUGGAAGAUGAGGCGACAAUCAAAACGUUAUGACAUCUGGGAAUCGCUGCGUCGCAGAAUUCCUAUAGUCGUCUGGCUUCCACAAUAUUCCUGGGGAAACCUCCUACAAGAUGCUUUGGCCGGAACGACCGUUGGUCUCACUGUCAUACCCCAGGGAAUCGCUUACGCCGUGGUUGCGGGUUUACCGCCACAGUAUGGACUUUACAGCAGUUUUAUGGGCUGUUUUGUGUACAUUUUUUUUGGAAGUACCAAAGAGGUAACAGUUGGACCAACAGCUAUCAUGGGUUUAAUGGCGCAGCCUUUUGUUCUGACCUAUGGCGACGAUUUUGCAGUGUUGCUGUGCUUUCUUACAGGCUGCUUGAUAACAGCGAUGGGUCUGCUUCGUCUUGGCUUUCUAGUCGAUUUUAUCAGCUUGCCUGUGAUAUGCGGCUUUACAAAUGCUGCAACAAUCAUAAUAGGAUCAUCACAGAUCAGCAAGUUUUUCGGCAUUAGCGGACGCAGCGAGUCUUUCAUCGAUGCCCUAAAGAAGUUUAUCCAGCACUUUAUGGAGAUUCAGCUCUGGGAUACGGUUCUUGGUGUCUGCUCAAUCGUUACUCUCGUGCUGUUAAAGAAUCUUCCGGGCAAGAGACAUGGCAAUUGGCUAAAGAAAUGCAUGUGGUUGAUUUGCCUGGCACGCAACGCCGUCGUCGUGAUAACAGGUAUGGUACUUGCCUACUGUCUUUCGUUGCACGGUCAGGAACCCUUCAAGAUCACCGGCAACAUAACGGCAGGUCUCCCUUCCUUCCAGCCACCGCCCUUCACCACUAUUCAUAAAAACGAGACAUACACUUUUGUAGACAUGAUGAACAUACUCGGAAGCAGUGUCAUUUCCGUACCUCUAAUUGCUCUUCUUGAGAGCAUUGCUGUCGCCAAGGCUUUUGCAAAGGGUAAAAAAUUAGACUCGAACCAGGAGAUGAUAGCCGUAGGUCUAUGCAAUGUUUUUGGUAGCUUUGCACGCUCGAUGCCGACUACCGGAAGUUUCUCGCGCACGGCCGUGAACAACGCGUCAGACGUGAAAACACCAAUGGGUGGCCUCGUCACUGGUGCCCUCGUACUUCUCGCCUGCGGUCUCCUCACCUCAACCUUUAAAUUCAUUCCAAAGGCUACACUUGCUUCCGUCAUUAUCGUGGCCAUGUACUACAUGCUUGAGAUAAGAGUGUUGCAAGUGCUCUGGAAAACUAAAAAACUUGAUCUAAUACCACUAGUAGUCACCUGGCUGGUUUGUUUAUCGGCUGGUUUGGAUAUUGGCAUGAUCGUUGGUAUCGCAACAAAUCUAGGAUUGCUUUUAUACGGGACCGCGCGACCGGGUCUGCUCAUCGAGGAACGCACUGUCAAUGAUAUUCCUGUUCUUUUCGUUUCGCCACUACAGUCUCUAAAGUUCCCUGCGGCCGAAUAUCUUCGGGAACAAAUCAUGACCUGGUGCGACAUAUCAAAGAAUACAAACAUUAUUGUGCUCGAUGGUCGUAAUAUAAUUGGUAUUGACGCCACAGUAGCAAAGAACCUGUCCCUCCUUAACUUAGAUCUAGAAUCAAAAAAACAGAGGCUCAUCUUUUGGAACUGGUGUGAGAAUGCGCGUAAGACUCUUGUCGCUUUCGAUAGCUCUACUGAUUCACAUUUCCGGACUUUUGGAGAUCUUGUAGAACUCGAAGAAAUUUUAACGUCUGCAGAGAUAAUAAGGAAAGAGUCAUCAAAUUUAUAGUUUUAUUUUGACAUUUAAAAUAAUUACAGAAUGAUGAUAUCAACCAAAAUAAGUAAACAGAUAUUAUACAGAGAAUGAUAGGAUGUUGGCGCGACACUACAUCUGUUUUUCGUGCAAGAGAGAAAAAAGCCUCGUCAUCCUUCUUUGUUAAAAAAGUGAUCCAUGACAACGGAAGCCGAUUAAAACGAGAUGUGAUUGAUUGUCUCCUAAAAUUUGAAGCAUUCUAUCCUCUGAAAUCUAUGCCCGUGGAGUGCGCAUAAAUGCACCUAGUUUUUCAUAUCGAGGGGUGCGACAUUGUCACGAUGGCAAAUAAGUGGAGCUGCCGCGCCACUUGACUUUUGACAGUAUUCAAAGCAGAUGUUUGUAGACCCAAGGAGUUCGUCCUGUUAUUUAUUUAUUUAUUUAUUUUUACUUCUUAUCCUAGAUAACGAUUCGUAAUCGCAUAAUUUUUAGUUCUGUUGAAAAAGUGUUUUUCCAAAAUGCCCACAUAUAAAUUUGUAUCCUUUCAUUCUGAAUUUAGAUGUAUUAAUUCAUUUUUAUGGUGAAUUUUUUGAAAUUGUAUUUAAAUAAAUUUGUCAUUCAUGAAAAAAAAAUUAAUUUGUACUUUAUAAAAAAGUUUUAUUAAAAAAAUCAUGUCUC
This is a messenger RNA of Nasonia vitripennis (jewel wasp), 8756 nucleotides long. RefSeq names its product sodium-independent sulfate anion transporter. Bases 6387 to 8117 code for a protein of 576 amino acids. NCBI's taxonomy places the organism in Eukaryota, Metazoa, Arthropoda, Insecta, Hymenoptera, Pteromalidae. Gene Ontology annotation, molecular function: sulfate transmembrane transporter activity. Gene Ontology annotation, biological process: transmembrane transport. The transcript has 12 exons. The record is from RefSeq and is a predicted model, not a curated record. Gene Ontology annotation, cellular component: membrane.